This is a messenger RNA of Guillardia theta CCMP2712, 531 nucleotides long. RefSeq lists its product as hypothetical. Gene Ontology annotation, biological process: transcription initiation at RNA polymerase II promoter. Gene Ontology annotation, cellular component: transcription factor TFIID complex. The transcript has 5 exons. The record is from RefSeq and is a predicted model, not a curated record. NCBI's taxonomy places the organism in Eukaryota, Cryptophyceae, Pyrenomonadales, Geminigeraceae. The annotation marks the transcript as partial. Gene Ontology annotation, molecular function: RNA polymerase II general transcription initiation factor activity; protein binding.
GGAGAUGUGGACUGCAUCGCAUUUCAUCCCAACUGCAAUUACAUUGCAACAGGAGGUACCGAUCGCACGGUGAGGGUAUGGGACACUGUAUCAGGGAAUCAGAUUCGCAUCUAUCGCGGUCACUCGACCGGGGUCUCAGCAGUUCGAUUUUCCCACGACGGUCUCAGCUUGGCUUCAGGAGGAGACAACGGGGAGGUCUUGCUCUGGAAUUUGUCUUCGGACCGGCUCCUCUCCUCCUACCAGGGUCAUGCCCAGAUGGUGACGGCGCUGGACUUCAGCUACGGCGGGGAGGAGGACAGACCGGUCCUCGCGUCGGGUUCCAUGGACGGGACGGUGAAGCUGUGGGAUGGGAGCGGGAGGAAGGAGGAGGAAGAAGCCAUCAAGCGCUCUAGAGACGGGGGGAAGGGAGGGAGGAGCGACGGGGAGCGCCUUGGCCCCAUCAAGAGCUUCUGGACCCGUCGGACGCCGAUCGCAACGCUGAGGUUUGGAGCCAGCAACGUCCUCUUCGUCGCCGGUACAGCUGAGGUGUGA